Geodia barretti is the source of this 684-nucleotide messenger RNA. The record is from the annotation of a GenBank genome assembly. Lineage: Eukaryota; Metazoa; Porifera; Demospongiae; Tetractinellida; Geodiidae.
AUGGUCGUGGACGAUGAACCCCACAUCGUGCGCUUCACCGCCAUGAACCUGGAAGUCGAAGGCUACAACGUCGUAACCGCCGCGAAUGGAGCCCAGGCGCUUGAAACGCUGGACAACGGCGAUCCCGUCGAUCUGGUGGUUCUCGACGUCAUGAUGCCAGAGAUGGACGGGUUUGAAACCCUCCGGCGCAUCCGGUCCGGUUCGUCGGUGCCGGUCAUAUUCGUGACAGUUCGGGGAGACGAGUCCGACCGCGUGGCUGGUUUGGACUUGGGAGCCGACGACUACAUCACCAAGCCUUUCAGCCCCAGGGAACUGGCCUCACGGAUUCGGGCCCUGUUUCGCCGUAUCGAGGCGACCGAGCCGCCCCGUCUCCAGCAAGUGAUCGUCGACGACUGGCUGACCAUCGAUUUCGACCAGAGCCGGGUGCUGGCCGGCGGUCAGGAGAUGCACCUCCGUCCCACCGAAUAUCGCCUGCUUUACCAGAUGGUCAGCAACGCCGGGCAGCUUCUCACCCACGACACGCUCCUGGAACGGGUGUGGGGCCCGGAGUAUCGUGGAGAGCACCAGUACGUGCGAACCUACGUCACCUACCUCCGGCAAAAGCUGGAGCGCGACCCCCGCAAACCCGAAUACAUCCUCUCCGAGCGCGGUCUCGGCUACCGUUUCCGCGACCUCGGUCGCUGA